Molecule: messenger RNA, 6223 nt
Organism: Uloborus diversus
Lineage: Eukaryota; Metazoa; Arthropoda; Arachnida; Araneae; Uloboridae
Product: WD repeat domain phosphoinositide-interacting protein 3-like
Exons: 10
Coding region: 70-1143 (357 amino acids)
Biological process (GO): autophagy of mitochondrion; protein localization to phagophore assembly site; protein lipidation
Cellular component (GO): cytosol; extrinsic component of membrane; phagophore assembly site membrane
Molecular function (GO): phosphatidylinositol-3-phosphate binding; protein binding; phosphatidylinositol-3,5-bisphosphate binding
Source: RefSeq, a predicted model, not a curated record
GCUGUGUUGUGAUGGUGGACGUUGUCAAACAGAAAAAUAAAAACAAAAGUACUGCGAAGUCUGUCAAAAAUGAAUUUAGGACCGAGUAAUCCUUACGGAAAUUCCUUAUUAUUUGCUGGGUUUAACCAGGAUCAAGGAUGUUUUGCUUGUGGAAUGGAAAAUGGAUUUCGUGUCUAUAAUUGUGACCCAUUGAAAGAAAAAGAGAAACGGGAUUUCUCUGAUGGUGGUAUUGGUUAUGUUGAAAUGUUAUUUAGGUGUAACUACUUGGCUUUAGUUGGCGGAGGAAAAACACCAAGAUAUCCACCCAACAAAGUAAUUGUUUGGGACGACUCUCAAGAGAAAAAUGUCAUUGAACUAGAUUUUACUUCAGAUGUCAAAGCUGUGAAACUGAGAAGAGAUAGAAUUGUAGUUGUCCUAGAGACAAUGAUUAAAGUUUAUACUUUCACACAAAAUGCACAGUUACUUCACAUAUUCGAAACAUGCUCAAAUUCAAAAGGUCUUUGUGUCCUGUGCCCGAAUAGCAAUAACUCUCUUCUUGCUUUUCCUGGAUGCAAGACUGGCCAUGUUCACAUUGUAGAUCUUGCUAAUACAGAGAAAGCACCUCUCGACAUUGCAGCUCAUGAGGCAUCACUUAGUUGUAUUGCUCUGAAUUUAGUUGGAACAAAGAUAGCUACUGCUUCUGAAAAGGGAACUCUAAUUCGAAUAUUUGACACAUCUUCUGGAAGUUUAUUGAAUGAAUUAAGGAGAGGAGCUAAUCAAGCAAAUAUUUAUUGUAUUAAUUUCAACUUUGAUUCAUCCCUCAUUUGUGUCUCAAGUGAUCAUGGUACUGUUCAUAUUUUUGCUGUUGAAGACAGUAAAAGAAAUAAACAAUCCAGCUUAGCAUCUGCUUCUUUUCUACCUAAAUACUUUAGCUCAGUAUGGAGUUUUUCUCGGUUUCAAGUGCCUGGGGGAUCACACUGUAUCUGUGCUUUUGGAACUGAACCAAAUUCUGUGAUUGCAAUAUGUGCCGAUGGUAGCUAUUACAAAUUCCUCUUCAAUGCCAAAGGAGAUUGCAGCCGAGACAUCUAUGCACAGUUUCUUGAGCUUGGGGAUGACCACACUUCCAUCAUGGAUCUCUAUGGACAAAACAGACUUGGUCUUUAAGUAAAUUAUAUUCCUGUUUCUUUCAUCCCAUUGACAUAAAAGUACAUUGUGCCUUUUCAUUUUGCAAAAGAAAGUGGUCAUAUUUUCGGGAUUUGGAUGUUGAUUUGGCUUUUGAUAUGCACCUUGUAAAAUAUGUAAUGCAUUAUGUUCUUUCUUUCUUGUUUGCUUUUGGAAUAUUUAUGUUAAAAAUUGCAUCAAAAAUUUCACAUCAUUUAAACUAUGGUUUUUGUGCAUCACAUGAAAGGAAAUCUAUUGAGCCAUAUGAAAUUUUUUUUUAUAUUUUGUCGAGGCCUUUUACAUAUAUAUUACCUAGAGCUAUUUUUAGUUUUACACUAUUUUAAAAUAGUUAAGAUUUCUUAAAUCCUGACUAGGGAUGCUCCAAAUAAUCAGAAGUAAUUGGUAACCAUAAUCAACUACAUUGCCAAUUAUUCAUGAUCAGUUAAUAUUUGCAUAUUAAUUGGGGGGAAAAUAUUUUUUGAUUGAAAUUCUUUUCAGUAUGCUUAGAGCGAGCAAUUAUGCUGAAUAAAUUUAUAAACAAGUAAAUGCGAUUUUUCUUCUGUUUAAAAAGAAAAGCAGGUGAUGUGAGAUCGUAAUAUGCAUGUCUGUCUCAGUUUCCCACACAUUCUUCCAAACUUAUGGGUUCUCCCCAUAAGUUGGGUCCCCCCCCCCCCCUCCAUGGGUUCCCAACCUCUGUUGGAACAAAAAAAGAAGUUUAUUUUUCCUUAGUAAUUAUGUUGACUGUUCAUAGGUGCCACAUACAUUUUGUAACUUGUUUUAAAAAUUGCUCCUUUUUCAUUCAACAAUUUUUUUUAUUGUUGUUUACUAUGUUUAAUUUUUUAAAACAUGCUUUGAUUUUUUUUAAAAACAAAAAUAGAUGAUUGAAACAACGUUAUUUUUAAAAUUUGAUCCUACUAGUUUAUUUAGCUGCUGAUUAACCAGUAAUCAGCUGAUUAUCUUCUGCCAAUUGGUUGGUAAUCUGCCAAUUUGCUUAUUGAUGCAUCCCUAAUCUUGAUUUACAUAUUAGUAAUAUUUUAACUUCUAUAGUGCUUUGUUGUUUUGUAUCAACCUGCACUGCAUACUAUUGUUCAAUGAAUAUUAUGUGUGUGUGUAUUUUAUUUGGUUUUUGUUCUCAACUUAAAAUCUGCAAUGUUUUAAGAAUGAAAGAAAAUGAAAUGUCAUGAAAUAUAAUUUCUUAAAUGCAUAUGUACAGAUGGUAAUCAAUUUAUUUUAAUUAUCUAGUAUUCAGAAUAUUUCAUUCAAAAAACUGCAAUUUUUUUGUGAAAUAAGGAAUUUUAAAAUUUAUUUCUCAAAAAAAAAAAAAAAAAAAAAAAAAAAAAUUGAAGUUAAAGUUGAGUUGAGUUUUUAUUUAUUUAUGUGACACUUUAAAAGUUCCUCAAUUAUGCCAUUUUCCUUUGCAUAUGAAUAGGCAUAACUCAACUGUAAGAAAUGUAAAUUUACAUAAUGCCUAUCUGUGUUAAAGCAUGUUGUUUUCAACUGAGCUAUUUUGAAAAAGAAUGUUGACAUUUUAUGAGAGUUUGAAAACCUGUAUCAUGUUUAUCAGUGUUCUUAUAUGUGGAGGAAAAUGAAAAAUUCAGGGCAAUUAAGAGAACUUAUUUUAAUUUCUUCCAUUAAUUUAUAGAUUCUGUUUUACACAUAGUAAAACAAGUUUCAAAGUAAAAAUAAUAGACUGAAUUUUAUUGUGUACAGAAUGUAAUGUAUUUCUGUUAUAAAGCUGUGUUAUAUAAUGGAGUAAAAACUUGAUUUUAAAUUGGCAGCACCCUGAAAAAUCAAAAUUUUUGUUUUUUAGUACGUUUACUUUUAUGUUAGAUUGCUUUUUUUUAGAUCUUUUGAAAAUAUAUAUUAAUUUAUAAUGUUUUUGAAUUAUUUUAUUAUUGAGAAAGAAGCUUCAAAUACCAUCUUAUUACAUUACCUUGACAACUUAUGAGUUUGUUAUGUUAAUGAUUAAAUGUAUAUUGAAUUUGUUAAACGUUUUAAAUUCCUUUCUUAUCCUAAAGUGUUGUGUGAACCAUUUUUAAAUGUACUGUAUUUUAUUCAUAUUGCUUAAGUUGUUAGAAUUAGAGGACUUUUGGCAUGCUUCUGAAACAUAUAAUAGUGUAUAAACACGUAAUACCUUAAAUCUUCCAAAAAAAAAAAAAAAAAAAAAAAAUAGUGUAUCUGUUUUUUAAAAUUAAAUUCAGAGAUUCAAAAAUUUCUGAAAGAGAUGUAAAGGAAGAGAAGAAAAGUUAUUUUUCUCCAAUGUAACGUUUUUGUAGUCCGUCAUGUAUGUCAAAUAGCAAUUAAAUGUCAAUCUAUGUUAAGGCUGUAUUCUGGAAGGGAUAUUAUUUUCCAUUGUCAGAUCAGUCGGAAAAGGAAAAUCACAGUGAAAAUGAAAACUGUUUUAUUUGAAAUAUUUUGAGACGUCAUAAAGUUCCUUUUCUACCUAGUCACCAUUCCAAUUGAGACAUUUAUCAUAGCAUGGCACCAACUUUCCCAACUCGUCAUAGAAGGCAGCUGCCUGGUCUUACAGCCCUGGUCUGAGCCAAACUUAUGUCCCUGAGCCAACUUUUCAUGCUAGCAAAAAGAUUUAAAUCAGAAUGAGUCGAGUUUGAACUGUGAUUGUCAGACACAAUGCAUCAUGAGCAUUUGUAUGACUUCUUUAAAGUUUCAACCCUAUUUUUGCAUGUUGCUGUGUUACUCAAGGAAGUUUUUCCAUGCCGAUUACUUAUUUGUCAAAGCAUUUCUUCUGCUUUGCAUCCUCCAGCAGACACCAAAUGACCACAUACUGCAUGAAAUUCACUUUUCUUGGGAGAUUCUGUUAUUCAACACAUGUUUAUGUGCUCACAGGGCACUCAAAAGUUACAGCCGUGAGCUGGUGUAAUAGAUACACUGGUAAAACUGGAACACAUGUGCCAGCAGUGCCAUCAGAUUUUCACAGUAGUUUUUAUUUUAUGACAAUUCGGACCUUGAAGAAAAGUAGCCCUUGUGUGUAUAUAUAGAGAUAUGCACAAUAUUAUUAAAAAUAUUGGGAAACUUUAAAAAGCUCCUUUUUUAUAGAUUUCUCAAGAAAUAAGAGAACAAUUGUUCUGUAACUUUUGUCACAUAAAACGUUUUCUCCAGCAGUCAUUUUCCAAUACAAAUUAAGUAACUCAUGUAUUUAGGGGACCAGCAGCAAAUUGAGAAACAAAUAAUUUUUUAUUUUCUUUUAUUAUUUAUGUAAGUUUUAACAAGAAGCUAUUUGUACCAUAUUUAUUUAAAUUCACAUCUUUGCUCAAAAUGUGCACAGUAAUUUAUUUUACUGCUUCAAGUGUUACUCAAAAAAUAUUCAACAUUAUAGUCGUUUAGAAAAGACGUAAGAAGUUUUUAAAAAUAAUUUACCACAUUUUUUUGGCGGUGAAGCCUGUGGUUUAGCAUAGCCCAAAAUUAGAUGGCAACUUAUUGACACUCAACUAAUGGACAUAAAUUUUAAAUAUUGAUGUUUAUCUGAAACAUUUUGUAUUGAGCAUUACCUUUUAAUUUGGAAACACAUUUUUAGAGUAAAAUAUUUCAGCUGAAUUUUUAGUCAUUUAAGCAAACUUAAAAAUGUAACAAAGUUGUAUUGUUUUCGCUAUGUUGAAAAGAAAAAGAACUGAUUUGUUUAGAGUAUUCAUGAGCUACUUUGUUACAAAAACAAUAUUUACUCAUUUUGCAUACUUUUGAAUGUACAAUAUGAGACCCCAAUUUCGGAAUUCCAAAAUCCAAAAGGCCGAAAGCCAGAACGUUUUAUCUCAAAUAUGUAUUUUUUUAAAUUAAAAAUGUGUUUUUAAAUUUUUUUUAAAACUUUUGUCUUAGAAGUUUAAAAUGGUUAAUGUUCGGAAAUUACUUGUUGAAAGCACAGUGCUUUAAGUUGAGCUUUUUAUUAACGUUUUGUCAAUGCCACUUGUUAUGCAUAAAUAAGCUGUAAAUAAGCGUUACGCUGUAAUUGUGCAGCAAUCUUUUAAUGUCCACUUUAAGUUGAUAUUAAUUCUUUUUUUCUCAUAAGGUUGCAAUUCAAAUUCAAAGCCUAUUGAACAAAAGUGCAAAAUUAUUUUUAUUAAAAAUAUGAUCUACUUAUAGAAUCAAUCGGCACAUUGCAUAAUAAAAAACUACAUCAGCCUGUUAAACGCCGUUGCAAAUUAUCUUCGACUUUUGUUUUAGCAUAAUGAAGUAUACUUUCAUUCAGAUUGAUCAAAAAAUUAAAGAAAUUUAGCGGUAACAUUAGUGAAACCAGGAAAAACCUGACAUUUACUGCAUGACAGGAAAGUUCUCACUUUUUUUUUGAACCAGAAUCUAAAAUCCAGAAAAUUCCGAAAUCUGGAAAGGUUGCGAUCCUGAGCAUUCCAGAUUUGGGGUCCCAUACUGUAUUUAAGUGAAAAAAAUGGCCACAUCUAUUCUUACUGUAUUUGAAUAUGAACCAUGCCACAGUAUUAGAAUUCAGGCAUAUGAGCUUUAAAACCGGUUCUAGGAGAGCAAUAUUUCUAUACAAUGUUAAGCCUGAAAUUAGAUAAACACUUUGCAUGACUACCAUCUUUGUUACCUUUACUUGUCUUUUUUGAAAAAAGAAAUGAAUUCUAACUAUAAAUUUUUCUUUCUUCAUUUGAAAUAUUUUAUCAGGUGCUGGCGUUGUUGAAGUUGAUUUGUCCGAAUGAGUUUUCAGUUCUUAUAGUGCAUUUUUUAAAUUUUUUCCCUUGUUAGCACUCAAUGCAUUUUUAAAUUUAUUUUCCUUGUUAGCACACAGAGUUCAUGGUAUAAAAUCGAUUCAAAAACUGAUAUUUGACGCCAUUUGUAUAAAUUCAAACUAUUUGUUCUUGAAUUGCUGUUGUAUUUAUUCAAGCCGAAGGCUGAUUGUUGAGAAUAUCACAAGGUUCUUUGUGUGAAGUAAAAUAUUUCACUGUAAAAAUUGUAUGUUAUGAAAUACAUUGUGUUGUUUAAAGUAAUUAUAUUAGUUUAAAAAUUGUAGAAUACUUGUAUGGUAAAUAUUUUGUGAUACAUGUAACAUAUUUUGUUAAGAAAAUGUGUACAGUUGGAAAACAUUUUUUGAUUAUUAAAAAUUGUUCUUGGUUAA